CUUAAGAAGAGAGUCCAAGCUCAGCUCCGAGCUCGAGCUGCUGCCAAGAAAGAAGAUAAGAAGACUGAAGAAGCUUCUAAAGGACAGGGAGGCAAAGAGACUGAGACUGUGGACUUUCUUCUUAAGUUACUGAGGAAGCACUCAGGAGAACAGAGCAAGAAGAACGUUAGCAACUUUGAUUCUGAAAAGCAGCUACAAGGAGAUGAUGAUGAUGAUGAUGAUGCUGAAAGACAGGUUCACAGUUCCAAUCAUUUUGAUUCGCGAAACAGGGAUCAUAAUGCAACACGUUUUACAAGGCCAGCCUCAAGCUUCAGGCGCAAUUCACCUGUACCGAGACAUAAACCUCAGUCCAGUUACUCUAGUGAGGCCAUUUUCGAUGAGGCGUCAAGUUACAGUGUGACUUGGACUCAGAAAAAGGAUCAAGUAGAUUCACGUGAUGAACCUGAAUACGAGCCUGAGCCUGUUUAUGAACCUGAAUCUGAACCAGGACUUGCCCUUCUGGAAUCAGAGCCAAAGCUGAAACCAGAGUCAUUUUACCAUGAGGAGGAUGAGGAUCAUGAUGUCAUUGUAGAUGAAUUAGCAGGUGAUGAUGAGUCUAUCAAUGCUGAGGAAGAAACUGAGAAAGAUGAAGACUUGAGUGCACUGAAGUUGAUAGAACUUAGAGCCAUAGCAAAAUCAAGGGGUCUUAAAGGAAUUUCAAAGAUGAAGAAAGCAGAGCUGUUGAAUUUGCUGUGUAGUAAUAAAGCAUAGGAAUGAACAAGAACACUGUUUUAGUUUUUCUGAUACAGCCAAUGAAUCUCCAAAUAUUCAUUCAUAAUUUUAGUGCAUUCUGAUUAAAAUUAGUUUUUUCUCCAUUAGUUAGAGUUUUCCCUUUUGCUUCCAACAGCAAAGUUGUACUGUUCUUUGUGAGUUAUGAAAUUGAAGUCACUUUCUUCAUUCGGUUAACAUUGUUGCAUGUAUAUAUUACAACACUGAUGCAUAAACCUUUGGAAAAAUGAAAAGUUGAAAAGAAAAGAAGGCAGAACAAGUAUGCUGGAUUCAAACUAGAUAUGAAGACAAGAGAUGGUUUUGUGUGCGAUUCACAGUUAUGGUCUGUUUCCUUGUUCAAAUUGGAGUUUAUACUUUCUUGGUAGACAGAUGGCCACUUUUGACAAUCCAUCAAAGGGCAGCAGUGUCCCAAAUACUCUUGGAUGUGAACGAUUCAGGAAAAAAAGGAAUAG
Molecule: messenger RNA, 1220 nt
Organism: Raphanus sativus (radish)
Lineage: Eukaryota; Viridiplantae; Streptophyta; Magnoliopsida; Brassicales; Brassicaceae
Product: rho-N domain-containing protein 1, chloroplastic-like
Exons: 1
Biological process (GO): DNA-templated transcription termination
Source: RefSeq, a predicted model, not a curated record